UCAUAUCGUUCCAAUACUUUGCUCGAGAAAAUAGAAACAAGUGUCAGAAUCAGAUGAAUCCAGAAUUCGCUCCCAAAUGUCGCCGUCCGCUUCAAUCUCCGAUCUCCGAUCGCCGCACCGGCAGCACCAACAGUUCGCUCGAUUACCAUCACGCAUCUCAAAUCAGGGUCUCUUAGUUUUUCUUUGAUUUACAAAAACAAAAACAAAAACAAAAACAAAAAAAUGGAAGAAAAAGGUAUUUUCACUUCUGGGCAUGCCCUUACGGUCAAUGUGGCUCAAAAUUCUGAGCCCACGGAGGAGUUGCCGAUGCCAACUCCGGUAACUGCAGCGUCGCCUAUGCCGAUUUCGUCCUCAAUUCCGGUGACCGGGGAUUUCUCAGCCUUGAAAAGAGGUAGGGGGAAGCCACGGAAAUCAACCAAAAAGCCUUUAAUUGUUUAUGAUUUUAAAGAUGAUGGAACAACAUACUCUCUUGGUUCCGAUUUCACACCUCACGAGCUUAUAGUGAAUUCUGGCGAGGAUGUUGCAGACCGAAUUUUCCUUCUCUCUAAAGAAUUCCCUGCUAUAUCCCUUCUCUCUGGAAAUGGCACUAUUUCAAGUGUCAAACUUGUUCAGUCAGAUUCUUGUGGUGGCGUUGGGACUUCGAAAUUCGAGGGAACUUUUGACCUUUUAACCUUGAAUGGCUCAUACGUGCCUACAUUGGAUGGGUUAACAAAGGAGAGAGUUGGUAAGAUAACUGUCUCUUUGGCUUAUCCAGAUGGCCGUGUUUUCGGGGGCGAAGUGGCUGGUCCUUUGAUAGCUUCAAGUCCCGUGCAGGUUGUUGCAUGGAGUUUUGUUCCUGGUAAGCAACUGGAGCAAAAGAAAGGAAAGAAGAUUGUCAAUCCUACUUCUCCGGUUGUCCCUCCUGCUUAACAUUUAAGGAGAUAAAGGGACAUAUAUUGUUUAGGUGUUUUUGAAAUAUUAUAGUUUAUAUGUUCACUUUUGUUCAAAUAUAUUUAGUUUAAAUAUUUCAAAUAGUAAUUUACUAUCAUUGUACAA
Molecule: messenger RNA, 1035 nt
Organism: Cicer arietinum (chickpea)
Lineage: Eukaryota; Viridiplantae; Streptophyta; Magnoliopsida; Fabales; Fabaceae
Product: AT-hook motif nuclear-localized protein 3-like
Molecular function (GO): minor groove of adenine-thymine-rich DNA binding
Source: RefSeq, a predicted model, not a curated record